AUGUCUAAAGUCAAAACAACUACAUUUUAAAUGAGUUCUCAUAAAAGAGAGGAGUCUCUGACUCAGAGUUUGGUGCUGCCUAGCAACAAUCCAAAGAAAAUUAACCCAGCACCCUUAGAUUCAAAGUCCAUGAAGACCGUUAAAGUUUCUUAAACUUCCCACUAAAAUAAAUCACCCAGUCGGCAGCAACUUAAGUAAUCUUUAAGCAACACAAAUAUUCAUGGACAGAGCUUCUAAACACUGUCUUAAAACUCAAUGAACUAAACCUAGAAGUUUAACAGAAAUGGUGGCACUAAUCAUAAUCAUAGUAACACCAAUACUUCUAAUAAAAUAUAUGUGAUGCAGCACAACAGCAGAGUCACUAACAUGAGCACCUCAGGUUCUUACUCUUCAUCCUCAUUCGGGUAUAAUGAGAGCAUGAGACUGCAAAAGCAGAGUGACACCAGCAACUUUGGCUUGGAUCACAGCGCUAGAGGCGCCUCAUAAAAUAACAUUUCACAGGUUAACUUCUCAUACAAGAAUUCAAUCAUAUGCCAGUCAACUAAAAACGCUAAUAAUAUAAUAGGAAGUGGCAGUAAUACCUACAGUAGUGGCAGUGCUACUACUUCUUCAAGCACUCUAGUCUCAAAUCUUAAUCAGUAAAGAAGAAUAAUUUAGAAAUAAAAGGGAAAAUCAGUUUCCUCUGGCAAUGUCCUGCCUCUCAGAUAAAAUUUAAAUCAAUCACCUAUGAAAAGUAUCCCCACUAAUGAUAGCCAAUUAGUAAAUAUACAGACACCAGCAAUUAUCAGAUCAGAUAAUGUCCAGAUAAACUUUUCAUCACAGAACACCCCAGCUGAGAAAAUCCUUCUAUCCAUUAAAAAAUAGUAAUCAGGAAUUAUUGCCCAGAAAAGUUCAUUUAAAGAUAGCUUUGUAGAUAGUGAAAACUUCAUGAAUGUUGAGGAGAAAGAAAAUUAAGAUUUGUUCAGCUAUCCUUCACUCAACAUAGAGUGCACCAGGGAUAUUAGGUAAAAAAGCCUAAAUGAUAUGAUAAAGGAAAAAUACCUUGGUCCUAUCCUUAAAUCACAAUAAACAAAUUCCAACUCUUUUAUGAAGAGAAACAUACUUCUGACUACUUCAAAUUGCUCUAAUAGAAGCAGUACUUGCAGCAUAAAGAGUUCAUUCUUAACAAAACAAAGUAAAAUUGGGAUUAACAAUCUGCAGAAGGGAUCAUUCUAAGAUGCUAAUGAAACGAAUGAUGAAUUAGAAGAUAACACUCAAACCCAUUGCUGUGACAGCAUAAAUUAGUAUUCACUUCUUCCAAAGACGAUAUUUGGAGAAAUAGUAAAUGAAAUACAUAGUAUGAGUGUAUAAAAAUCAAUAAAUAAAGAAGAUUAGUAAUAAUAAAGUACCCCUAAGGUUAGAUCAUCAAUUGCUUAAGAUUACAGUCCAAAGAGUAACAGAAAUAUGGGUAUUAAUCUUGGCCCUUACAGCUCUGAAUAAUAAAAUUCUGGAGUUUCUGCUAGCUUAAGUGAUUUAAUUACAGCUGUGCCAUAAAAUUAAUAGCAGAAAUAAAUGCAAUUAUUUGGAAAUAAUCCCUAGUAAUCAGCCAAGCAAUCUAUAAAUAGAAUAACUGAUAAUUCCUAAAAUUAAGGGUCAGAUAAAAGCUUUAAAAACAGCUCUGAUUAGAAUAAUACUUCUUCAAGACUUUCAAGAUAAACUCAUUCGAAUAUUUCGUAAAGAGAUUCUCAUCAAUAACAAUAGUAAAAUUUUGAGUAUGUACCUGAGGAAUCUAAUUCUAGCAGUAAUUAAGAGGAUAUUAUCGAAUUCCUUUAAUCAGAUACACAUAAAAUGCAUUUGAUUCAGACUUUACAAUCGUUAUAGUACGUUAAAAAUUUCUUAUAGCAGCCAUCUUAUGAUUAAAUUUACUCUAAGAGAGUUAAUUUACCUCAUUUCAGAAGACCUCAUAUUAAUAAAACUAUCAUCUUUGACCUAGAUGAGACUUUAGUUCACUGUGUUGAAGAUAUACUUAAUAAUCCUGCUGAUAGAAUGAUAAAAGUUUAAUUCCCAAAUGGUGAGGUAGCAACAGCUGGAGUAAAUAUAAGGCCAUAUGCUAUAGAAUGUCUGAGAAGAGCAAGUUAGCUAUUUUAGAUAGUAGUUUUUACUGCUUCUCAUAAAUCUUAUGCUGAUGUUGUACUUGACAUUCUAGAUCCUAAAAAUGAAAUAUUUGAAAUGAGACUAUACAGAGAAAGCUGUGUCAGAUCAUAGGAUGGAGUUUAUGUCAAAGAUUUAAGAAUCUUUGAGCAUUGCAGAUCUUUAUCUGACAUGGUCCUAGUAGAUAAUGCUGUGUAUUCAUUUGGAUAUUAACUUGAAAACGGAAUUCCCAUAAUCCCAUUUUAUGAUGAUAAAGAGGAUGAAGAGCUACUUCAUCUCUCCUAAUAUCUUGAAUGUUUAGCCAAAAAUGGUGGCGAUGUGAGAGAACAUAACAGAAAAGCUUUCUAACUAAGAGAACUUCAAGAAUUAGAUGUUCAGCAAUUCCUUCAAAAUAUGAUCACUGAGAGUUAAUUAUACGAAUAAGAAAAAGCUAAUAACCUCCAAAAAAGCACAAGCAACAAAAGUUAAACUUAAUGGGAAAUUCUCUAGGUUGAUUCUAGCAUCAUCAAUGAAGAACCUUAAGAAGACGAAGAAUCAAGCAUUUAAGAAAGCAGUAAGCUGAAAAAUCGCAGAAGAUAGAUCAUCAAUCAAUACUCAAACACAAAAUCUCAAGAAACUUCAUAUGGAAACAAUUUCAUAGAGGAAGUAGAAUAUGAAGAAGAGGAAGAUGACUAAAUUAUUAAUAAUCGACAUAUAAAUAACUACGAUUAUGAUACUGUUCGCGAAAGUCAAAGAGUGCAUACUAGCACCAGCAUCUUAGAUCGUGACAACUAUGACUGA
Messenger RNA from Stylonychia lemnae, 2910 nucleotides. The record is from the annotation of a GenBank genome assembly. Lineage: Eukaryota; Ciliophora; Spirotrichea; Sporadotrichida; Oxytrichidae.